AGAUAUAUGGUCAUGUCUAUGCUAUAUCGAAAUCCGACCUACUUGGACGGCUACGUGAGCGCGAUACCAUUCCACAGUUGGCUCUCGCAGUAGAGAUGUAGCAUCCAGCAUCUGAGGCUCCACUUCCGAAGGUGUGAAGGGAAUCUUGUAGUAUGUAUAUUCAUUGGUUGCAGCGCAGUGCAUCUCCCUGGACGAACACUCCUAGAGCGGAGAAGACUUAUUUAGAUAGACGGGUCCCUUGAACAAACUUUAACACAAACUCCCCAGCUCAGUAUCGAUAGGUAUACCAUCAGAAUCCAGAGAGGUUGACAUGAUGGGACUCUCUAAGAUAGCAAUCAUCGCCGCGCAAACUAAGGAGUCACGGUCCACGAGCCAACAAAGCUUUAGCAUAGCUACAGUCUUCACGCCCAUGCUAAUGACGAUUCUGCGAUGUCAGCAAUUGCUCGGUAUAGCAACCUUGUCCCUUCACAGGCAAGCAUGUUGGCUAGUAUGGCAGAUAUUCCAAAUCUGCUCUAUUAUAGCGAAUAAAGCGCAUGGGGUGUUAAGGGGUGCUCAGUACCAUGCAGUCGUCAUGAUAAGGACAGUUUGGGAAGCUAGGUUUCUUCAGUCCUUAAGGAAGAAGAUCGCAUUCGAAUUGUUCACAUUGUUCCUUGGAGCAGGUGGUAACUCCUUAUGCCUGUUGUUGUUUUGGCCGGGAUGGUGGGUUGUUGCGCUACUUGGGGUGACGGGACGUAUGUUUCUUGGUUAACAAUGUGUACGAUGGCAGUCUCUCGGGGCAUACCAAGGCGAUGCGAUUAUAAUGCGUGU
Annulohypoxylon maeteangense is the source of this 807-nucleotide messenger RNA. RefSeq lists its product as uncharacterized. The record is from RefSeq and is a predicted model, not a curated record. Bases 311 to 748 code for a protein of 145 amino acids. NCBI's taxonomy places the organism in Eukaryota, Fungi, Ascomycota, Sordariomycetes, Xylariales, Hypoxylaceae. The transcript has 2 exons.